Ceutorhynchus assimilis (cabbage seed weevil) is the source of this 801-nucleotide messenger RNA. The record is from the annotation of a GenBank genome assembly. NCBI's taxonomy places the organism in Eukaryota, Metazoa, Arthropoda, Insecta, Coleoptera, Curculionidae.
AUGUAUGGUAUAAUUUUAAUACAAGUUUUGAUCGAUAUCCUCCUUGAUUAUCAAGGUAGAUUUUUCUAUAUCUUAAUCAAAUUUGAUCUGUUUCAGGUUCAAAUUGGAUUUGUUCCUAUCCUAUCAAAGUCAAAUAACAUUAUGGCUCCAAAAAUCUACUACAUGGCCGCCAGCCCACCUUGCAGGGCAGUAUACAUGACUGCCAAAGCCAUUGGGCUAGAAAUAGAGCUGGAGACUGUCGAUCGAGAGCAACUGAGAACAGACGAAAUGUUAGAGCUGAAUCCACAACAUACUGCUCCGAUCCUAGUGGACGCUGAUGAAGAUUUUACCAUUUGGGAUAGUCACGCCAUAAUGAUUUAUUUCGUCGGUCAAUAUGCUGGCAGUGACGAUUCUUUGUAUCCUAAAGAUAACGUCAAGAAAGCUGCUGUAAUAAACCAAAGGUUGCAUUUUGAUAAUUUACUGCAUCAGAGAUUACGAGAUGCAUUUACGCCUAUCAUUAUGGGUAUAGAAGAAGACAUCUCAGAAGAAGCUCGUGACGGUUUUCUAGAAGCUUUAGGCAUUUUAGAAAUAUUUCUCAAGGAUUAUCAAUGGAUGGCUGGGGAUGACAUCACUAUUGCUGACCUUAGCAUAUUGGCUUUCCUAAGUACAGUUGAAACAGUUUUGCCUUUGGAUCCAGAACGAUUUCCAAAGUUGACCAAUUGGUUUGGCAGAGCAAAAGAAUUGCCCUAUUUUGAGGAAUGCAAUGGAGAGGGGUUGGAUCAAAUAAAGGAAAUGUUAAAGCGUGAAGUACCACUGAUUUAA